AUGUCCAACUUGCAGUACUUUGUCGAUCCAGCAGGCGAACAAAAGCGCCGAGACUUCCACUACUCACAGGCCGUCAUCCUCGGCGAUAUCGUAAAAUGCUCAGGCCAAGGUGCUUGGGGCGCAGACAACAUCAUUCCCACCACCGACGAUAAACGCCAAAUCGACCUCGCUUUCGAGAGCGUGGAUCGAGUCUUGCGGGCUGUCGGACUACGUGGAUGGGAGGAUGUUUAUAUGGUACGGUCGUAUCAUCUCGAUUUACCGGGAACAGUCGAGUACUUUGCGGAGAAGAUGAAGCAGAGGAUACCCGGACACUGUCCACUCUGGACGUGUGUCGGAGUUACGGUGCUUGGUGAUCCUGCAAUGAGAGUGGAGAUCGAAGUAGAGGCGUACAAGGGAAAGAAUUGA
This is a messenger RNA of Rhizoctonia solani, 405 nucleotides long. RefSeq names its product endoribonuclease L-PSP protein. Lineage: Eukaryota; Fungi; Basidiomycota; Agaricomycetes; Cantharellales; Ceratobasidiaceae. The coding region runs from base 1 to 405 and encodes 134 amino acids. The record is from RefSeq and is a predicted model, not a curated record. The transcript has a single exon.